AUGACCCCUUGGCUCUUCUCUACAUGUUACUUCAAGAAGGACUAUUUCCAGACGUCGGAAGAUUUGCCAAUUCAGUGGCAGAUGGUUGACCUUCUAGAAAACAAUAACGAAAGCUCCCCUCUGCCACAUGCUAUUAUGGAGACCAUUGCACAUACAUGGAUGGAUGCGGAUGCAGAGGAUCAGAACCCCACUAUCAUGAGUCAAGGGCUAUUGUGA
This is a messenger RNA of Penicillium taxi, 216 nucleotides long. RefSeq lists its product as uncharacterized. The record is from RefSeq and is a predicted model, not a curated record. Lineage: Eukaryota; Fungi; Ascomycota; Eurotiomycetes; Eurotiales; Aspergillaceae. The transcript has a single exon. Bases 1 to 216 code for a protein of 71 amino acids.